AUGGCUAUAGGUGAUUUUAAUGAGAUCAAAGGCAACCAUGAAAAGAGAAGAGGUCCUCCACGCCCUGAAAUUUCCUUUGCUGAUUUUCAAAAUAUGAUCCAGGUCUGCGACUUUCAUGACAUGAAACACCAUGGUGACCCUUUCACUUGGACUGGAAAACGCCACUCGCAUGACGUAGCUUGUCGCUUAGAUAGAACCAUGGAUAAUAAUGAAUGGCUUGAUCAGUACCCAACUUCUCAUGUUGAGUUUUUGGAGCUUAUAGAAUCAGACCAUAGACCAGUCAUAACCACUAUUUCUAAUGACGUCAACCCUCGGCAAGGACAGUUUUAUUAUGACAAUAGGCUAUCAAAUAGAGAUGGUUUCAUUGUAGCAAUAAACCGUGGAUGGAACCGCAGAACACUGGGUAACAUUACAAACUUGAGCACCCGACUGAAGGAAUGUCGAAAAGCAAUCUCUCACUGGAAACGAAGCAAUCCAUCUAAUUCUCGAGAGGAAAUUAAUUUUCUGAAGUUGAUUGAUAAGGCACAUUCGGAUAGAUCCUCUAGACAACAGAUACAGUGUCUCCGUCACAAAUUGAGCUGCACUUACGCUAAUGAGGAGGAAUUUUGGCGUGUAAAGAGCCGCAAAGAGUGGAUAUCCUUUGUUGAUCGUAACACAAAAUAUUUCUUUGCCACCGCUAAGAGCCAUACAGCCAGAAAUAAGCUAUAUUCAAUACUUGAUGAUGAGGGCAAUGAGCACCGAGGAGAUUCACACAUUGGCUGA
This is a messenger RNA of Camelina sativa (false flax), 762 nucleotides long. RefSeq lists its product as uncharacterized. The record is from RefSeq and is a predicted model, not a curated record. NCBI's taxonomy places the organism in Eukaryota, Viridiplantae, Streptophyta, Magnoliopsida, Brassicales, Brassicaceae.